AUGUCCCUCGACCUCAGUGACGGCUUCGUCGCCACCUCCAACCCAACCGCCAACGCCGCCUCCGGCCUCGACGAUGACCUGCCCAUCUUCACCGUCGAGCGAGUCCAGCUGCAGUUCUCCAUCGCCGCCGACUUCGUCGCCGCGCAGGUGGCCAACAACGUUCUCAUCCUCGCCCUCUCCAACGGACGGAUACUCCGCAUCGACUUGGAGCGGCCGGCGGACAUCGAUGACAUCGACCUGCCCAAGAAGGCGUCCGAGGUUGGCCUCAUCCGCCGCCUCUUUCUCGACCCCACGGCAUCGCAUCUCUUGAUAUGCACCACCCUCGGCGAAAACUACUAUCUGCAUUCGCAGUCGAAACACCCGCGCCCCCUGGGUCGGCUGCGCGGCGUCUCCAUAGAGGUCGUCGCCUGGAACCCCUCGCUGCCGACGGCGAGCACGCGCGAGAUCCUGCUCGGCGCAUCCGACGGCAACAUCUACGAGACCUUCAUCGAGACGACCAACGAGUUUUACAAGAAGGAGGUGAAGCACUUGAAGAACCUGCACAAGCUGCCCGACGGGCCCAUCACGGGCCUCUGGGUCGACAACCUGCACGCCAAGUCGGACCUCAGGAGAUUGCUCAUCACGACCCAGAGCAGGCUGUUCCAUCUCGUCGGCAGGAUCGGCCCCGCCCACGACGGCAGCGGCUCCGUCUACACCCGGCUCUUCGAGUCGGAGCAGCCCGUCGUCCACGAGCUGUCGCGGGUCCAUCCCGGAGCCCACUCGACCCUCGUCGUCUCCCCGGACCCUCCAGAGUCGAACCCGUACGCCGACGACGCACCGGACAGGGCCUACGCCUGGCUCUCGUCCCAGGGAAUCUUCCACGGCAAGCUUCUCAACGCGCCCGCCGACGGCAACCUCGGCGCCCGCGUCUUUUCCGAAUCCGCCAUGCUGCCCAGGGCCCGCGUGGUCGCGUCGGAGGCGGCGACCAAGCGAAAGCCGAGCGCCGACUUGAUCGACGCCCUGGCCCUCACCCAGUGGCACAUGGUCAGCCUCGUCGGGGGACGCGUCGUCGCGACGAACCGGCUCACGGGCAACGUCGUCUCCGAACACGACGUGCUCCGGCCCGGACAACGCCCCAUCGGCUUCUCCGUGGACAUGCAGAAGAACACCUUCUGGCUCUUCACGUCCGACGAAAUCUACGAAGUCGUCGUCAGGGACGAGGACCGAAACAUCUGGCGCAUCCUGAUGGAGAGCAGGCAGUUCGAGCCGGCGCUGCGGCACGCGCGCACGACGUCGCAGAAGGAGACGGUGGCGGCCGCCUUCGGUGACCACCUGGCCAGGAAGGGGCACUGGGACGAGGCGGCCGCGCUGUACGGCCGCAGCAACAAGCCGUUCGAGGACAUUGCGCUGAGCAUCAUCGACAACAACCAGCCGGAUGCGCUGCGCAAGUUCUUGCUCGCCAAGCUGGCCUCGUUGAAGAGAUCGGCCACGAUGCAGAGGAUGAUGGUCGCCGGCUGGCUCGUCGAGGUCUUCAUGGCCAAGCUCAACUCGCUGGACGACACCAUCAUCACCCAAGCCGAGCUCGCCGAGAACCUGAGCACGGCCGAGUCGAGGAAGCUGCUGGCAUCGAUCCGGGCCGAGUACGAGGCUUUCGUCGACAGGCACAAGGCCGACCUCGACCGCAAGAUGGUCUACGACGUGAUUGCGAGCCACGGACGGGAGUCGGAGCUCCUCUACUUUGCCAACGCCGUCCAGGACUACAACUACGUGCUCUCCUACUGGAUCCAGCGAGAGCGCUGGGCGGAGGCCUUGACGGUGCUGCGGAAGCAAACCGACGCCGACGUCUUCUACCGAUACAGCAGCGUGCUCAUGACCCACGCCGCCCAGGAGCUCGUGGACAUCCUGAUGCGGCAGCCGGACCUCGAUCCGCGGAGUCUCAUCCCCGCCCUGCUCGAGUACGGGCUCGGGGCGGCGGGGGAUGCCAACGCGCCGAACCAGGCCGUCCGGUACCUCAACUACGUCGUCUUCCAGCUCAAGUCGAGGGACGCGGCGGUGCACAACACGCUCGUCUCGAUCCACGCCUCGCACCCGUCCAAGGACGAGUCCAACCUCCUGUCGUACCUGCAGGCCCAGGGGGACGAGGCUCGGUACGACCCGGACUUUGCCCUGCGGCUCUGCAUCCAGCACCACCGCACGCUGUCGUGCGUGCACAUCUACACGAGCAUGGGGCAGUACCUCCAGGCCGUCGACCUCGCCCUGUCGCACGACGAGAUGGAGCUCGCGUCGGUCAUUGCCGAUCGGUCGGUGGCGAACCCGCAGCUGCGCAAGAGGCUGUGGCUCGCCGUCGCCCGAAAGGUCAUCUCCAAGUCGGACGGCAUCAAGACGGCCAUUGAAUUUCUCAAGCGAUGCGAGCUGCUGAAGAUCGAGGACCUCAUCCCCUUCUUCCCGGACUUUGUCGUCAUCGACGACUUCAAGGAGGAGAUUUGCGGCGCGCUCGAGGACUACAGCCGCAACAUCGACAACCUCAAGAAGGAGAUGGACGAGUCCUCGCAGACAGCGGCCAACAUCAAGAUGGACAUUGCCGCGCUCGACCACCGAUACGCCAUCGUCGAGCCGGGCGAGAGGUGCUACGUGUGCGGGCUGCCGCUGCUGAGCAGGCAGUUCUUCGUCUUCCCGUGCCAGCACGCCUUCCACUCGGACUGCAUGGGGCGCAGGGUGCUGGAGCAGUCGGGCACGAGCAAGUCGUCGAGGAUCAGGGAGCUGCAGAUGCAGAUCCACAAGGGCCUCGUGAGCGGCGCCAAGAGGGACGCCGUCGUCGCCGAGCUGGACUCGCUCGUCGCCUCGGCCUGCAUCCUGUGCAGCGACUUUGCCAUCCGGCGAAUCGACGAGCCCUUUGUGACGAGCAGCGACAACGCGAGCGAAUGGGCUCUAUGA
Molecule: messenger RNA, 2913 nt
Organism: Drechmeria coniospora
Lineage: Eukaryota; Fungi; Ascomycota; Sordariomycetes; Hypocreales; Ophiocordycipitaceae
Product: vacuolar protein sorting protein DigA
Exons: 3
Coding region: 1-2913 (970 amino acids)
Biological process (GO): intracellular protein transport; vacuole organization; endosome organization
Cellular component (GO): endosome; HOPS complex
Molecular function (GO): protein-macromolecule adaptor activity
Source: RefSeq, a predicted model, not a curated record